GCGUCGCUCGCAUCACCAGCAUCAGAGCACAGAGGAACAAACCCAGCGUUUCCCUCAAAUCUGCCUCUUCCAUUCGCUUUUUUGGGCACGGAACUCCACGUUGCGCUUCCAACUCGUCGUUAACGUGGAGAGAAAUCGCAUUCUGUGGAACGACAAGAGGUUUUUUUUUUUUGGAGAGGAGUAGAGGCGCUGUGCUCGUGCGUAUUCACCGUUUCCCUUCGCACGUCGUUCUGUUUUAAGUUGACGUUUCAGUUUGUGGAUGUAAAAGCAGCUCAGAGCCACUUUGAGGGAUUGGAACUGGCGUGGCACAAACGAGCUUCUCCUUAACGCUUCAACAAUGAGCCCGGUUUAGAAGGUUUUCAAGACUCUCCUGUGGCUCCGCCCUCGCCCCCCCCCAUGUCUCCGCACCACCAUGACCUCCCGCCGCUGCUCUGACCUGAUGGAGACCACACCUACUCCCUACUGAUAGGAUGCCUGCGCUGCCCGCCGCCGCCACCGCCUCCUCCUCACGUCCGCCCGCUAAGCUCCGCCCCGCUCCUCUCCUCCAACAUGGUGGAUGAAGCCACCACCAUGAAGGAUGACGUCAUCAACGCCAACACGCUGGCUUGGCUGGUCUGCUCGGGCGUGUCCAUUUUGGCCAAUACAUGGAGCAUCUUAAGCGUGAGCGCCAAGCAGAAGAAGUGGAAGCCGUUGGAGUUUCUCAUUUGCACGUUGGCCGGGACGCACAUACUGAACAUGGCCAUCCCGAUCACCAUGUACUGCGUCAUCACCCUCCGGAGGCAGCACUCCAACUACGAGUGGAACGAGGGGCUCUGCAAAGUCUUCGUGUCCACCUUCUACACGCUCACGCUGGUCACAUGCUUCUCCGUCACGUCCCUGUCCUACCACCGCAUGUGGAUGGUGCGCUGGCCCGUUAACUACAGGCUGAGUAACACAAAGAAGCAGGCGGUGCACACAGUCAUGGGCAUCUGGAUGGUUUCGUUCAUCCUCUCCACUCUUCCGGCCGUGGGCUGGCACGACACCAUCGACCGCUUCUACACGUCCGACUGCCGCUUCAUCGUCACCGAGAUCGGCCUGGGCUUCGGCGUUUGCUUCCUCCUGCUGAUCGGGGGCAGCGUGGCCAUGGGCGUCAUCUGCAUCGGCAUCGCUCUGUUCCAGACCUUCUCCAUCCAGGCCGGGCACAACGCCGACAAAAACAAGUUCAACGUUCCGACGAUCGUGGUGGAGGACGCUCAGGGAAAACGCAGGUCGUCGAUCGAUGGGUCCGAGCCGCUUAAAACGUCACUGCAAAUCACUUACCUGAUCAGCGGCAUCGUCUUCAUCUACGACUUCCUGACUGGAUUCCCGAUACUGGUGGUUAGCUUCACCAGCCUGAAGUUCGACCGCUCGUAUAACUGGAUGGUCCUGUGCGUCCUGUGGUGCUCCAUCGUCCAGUCCAUCUUAUUACCCAUGUUCCUCUGGGCCUGCGACCGUUACCGUGCCGACCUGCGCAUGGUAUGGGACAAGUGCGUGGCCAUUAUGUCCAACGACGACGUGGAUGAAGAAAACAGCCAAGACGGAGGAAUUCAUGCCGACUUAAUAUAUGACAGACCAUAUGACUAUAGCGCGGCGCCCGAAAUGGUGGCGGUAGACCGCAAUGCCAAGUAUGAGUUCUCAACCUUAGAAAGGGGGGUGCCCCAAGGGUAUCCAGUGAGGGAACAACAGGAAGAUAAAAUGCAGUAUUUGCAGGUGCCCCCUACAAGAAGAUACUCCCACGACGAAACCGACAUGUGGACCAUCGACCGGAUCCCCUCCUACCUGCAGCGUUGGGGCUCCACCGAGGACAUGAUAGUGAGUGGCCUCUACAGCUCCACCUUACCACACCACGAGAGGCGCAGGAACAGCUUGGCGACCUACCACGAGGAGAGCCAGCACCCGCAUCGCAAACGCCGGCGCUCUGAGGACAACUCGCUCAGGCACCUGCCGAGGGUCGUCUACGGAGGGGAGUACUACGGGGACGAGCUGCGAUGCUUCAGCCGAGACGAGGUCAUUAACUUUAUCGACGAGACGCCCAUACCGAGCCCGAGGAAGAGCCCGCGACGCACAUCCGCCAUUCUUUAUAUACCGAACGUUUACGAUCAGCACCACGGCGUCCUGCCACACUUCCCCCUCACGGACUUCGAGCGCGAGCCGCAAGUGCUGAGGCGGGACCACAAACGCAGCAACAGCCGAAGUAGCACCCCGGAAGGAUCGCCCAAACCCGCCUCGAAGAAAACCGUUGGCGUUUCAGGUAAAGGAGACGUAAAAGCGGACCAGGAGGCGAAGGGGGAGCGGUCUUCACCCGGGAGAGCGCGCCACUCUCCGGGCGGGUCCCCGGGCGGCCGGCCCAGGACCAGCCUCAGCGUGCGGGCCGGCGCCGCAGCGGACUCGAAGAACUUGAAGAAAGCGGAGAGCAAAGGAAGCACAAACAGUUUCGUAAGCACACCGUCGGCCUCGUCUUCGGGCUACAUCACGUUUCAGUCGGACUCUGCCUCGUAGGGCGUCUCGCUUCGAUGUUUUCUUGGGAUUUUUUUGAACCUCGGACCCACCUUUGGCACGCCGGUGGUUGAGGAAACUUUUGAAUCGUGCCACUUUGACCUAUUUCGAAUCCUGCCAAUGAAAACAUGCAAUGCUUUACGACUCUGAAGCCUUUGGUUACGGGAAUGAAUGGGCCUGAUAUUGUUUUUAUACAGAGGCCGUUUUUAAGGUCAAAGACGAGCAGCUGUUUCUUCUCCGGUUGCAGUUAUUCCUCCGAGGGCACCGACACAACUCUGUUUUAAAUAGCGUGAACAUCCCCACUCCUUGUUUUGCUGUUUUGAUGUCGUUUCCUCCGAGAUGCUUAAAUGCAAAGUGAUUACAGGGAGCUGGUUGUUUUGAGUGUAGUUUUUUCCACUUCCCUUUAUUUUUUUGCAUAUUUUGCGUUUUAUUGAAUGCACAUUUGUUUAAAUAUAGAAAUCCGACGACUGCCCGGAAGUUUGGAAAUAUAUGAUUUGGUUUUGAUUGUAAUCUGUCGUAGUUUCAGAGUAUCUUUUGGUCACUUUCUUGAAUGAAAUGAAUAUUUAAAAUGAAAGUUGGGAGUUGUGAAGAGCCCUAAUAAACGACUCAAAUGUGAACUUUAUGAAACAUGUGAAUACUGGCAUAAACGACGGGUGAUGGGUUUUAUGAUUUUGAUGUUUAUUUGUUCAGUUGGGCCUUGUCCGGUUAUAUCAAUACUUGUGUUACCUUUGCUCACGAAGAUGUUUAAUUUUUACACAGCAUUAAACGAUA
This is a messenger RNA of Periophthalmus magnuspinnatus, 3285 nucleotides long. Its product is annotated as probable G-protein coupled receptor 153. Gene Ontology annotation, molecular function: G protein-coupled receptor activity. NCBI's taxonomy places the organism in Eukaryota, Metazoa, Chordata, Actinopteri, Gobiiformes, Gobiidae. Gene Ontology annotation, biological process: G protein-coupled receptor signaling pathway. The coding region runs from base 550 to 2517 and encodes 655 amino acids. Gene Ontology annotation, cellular component: membrane. The transcript has 6 exons. The record is from RefSeq and is a predicted model, not a curated record.